CUUUUCAAAGGUUGGAGAGAGCGAGAGAUGGCUGCUGCUGCUACUGCGAUUUCAGGGAUUGGAUUUUCAUGGAAGAAUUCGAAUCCGUCUCUCAUCUUCCCAUCUUCUUCUUCUUCGAAUCCUUCUCGAUUCCGUACGAAGAUGCAAGCAGUCUCCGUCGAGAAGAAGAGCUUCACUCUCCAGAAAUCGGAAGAAAUAUUCAAUGCAGCCAAGGAAUUGAUGCCUGGAGGUGUAAAUUCACCUGUUCGUGCCUUCAAAUCAGUUGGGGGACAGCCCAUCGUGUUUGACGCUGUGAAGGGUUCCCAUGCCUGGGACAUAGAUGGAAAUGAGUACAUCGACUAUGUUGGCUCAUGGGGUCCAGCAAUCAUUGGUCAUGCCGACGAUCAGGUAAAUGCAGCAUUGAUCGAGACCCUUAAGAAGGGGACAAGCUUCGGUGCUCCUUGUGUUCUGGAGAAUGUGCUGGCUGAGAUGGUGAUCUCAGCUGUUCCAAGCAUUGAGAUGGUCCGGUUUGUUAACUCAGGCACAGAAGCCUGCAUGGGGGUGCUCCGCCUGACCCGUGCUUUCACUGGUCAAGAGAAACUCAUCAAAUUCGAGGGCUGCUACCACGGACACGCUGACCCCUUCCUUGUCAAAGCUGGCAGUGGGGUUGCUACCCUUGGACUCCCCGACUCCCCUGGUGUUCCCAAAGCUGCCACUUUCGAGACCUUAACCUCCCCCUACAACGACAUCGAGACCGUCGAAAACCUCUUCAAGACAAACAAAGGUGAGAUUGCCGCUGUGAUCCUCGAACCCGUUGUUGGGAAUGCCGGCUUCAUCACACCAAAACCCGGCUUCCUAAAAUUCCUCCGUGAGAUCACAAAAGAAAAUGGUACUCUUCUUGUAUUCGAUGAGGUGAUGACCGGUUUCCGUCUGGCAUAUGGUGGGGCCCAGGAGUAUUUUGGUGUGACUCCUGAUCUUACGACCCUUGGCAAAAUCAUCGGUGGUGGCCUGCCAGUCGGCGCAUAUGGUGGGCGGAGGGAUAUUAUGGAGAUGGUGGCACCAGCAGGGCCCAUGUACCAGGCAGGAACCUUGAGUGGGAACCCAUUGGCAAUGACGGCUGGCAUUCAUACACUGAAGCGGUUACAGAAGCCGGGGAGCUAUGAAUACUUAGCUAAGAUCACCCAAGAGCUUGUUCAGGGGAUUCUAGAUGCUGGGAAGCGGGCUGGGCAUGAGGUGUCGGGUGGGAAUAUCAGUGGAAUGUUCGGGUUCUUUUUCACUGAGGGGCCCGUUUACAAUUUCGCAGACGCGAAGAAGAGCGACACUGCAAAGUUUGCAAGGUUUUUCCAGGGGAUGUUGCGGGAAGGAGUGUACUUUGCACCAUCGCAGUUUGAGGCUGGGUUUACGAGCCUGGCCCAUACAUCCGAAGACAUUGAACGGACGAUUGCUGCAGCUGAUAAGGUUUUCCGGCAGAUAUAAACUGUUGAUUUAUUGGGGUUUUGGUAGCUAUAUUUAUGUGGGUGAGAGUCGUUUUGUAGGGACUUUUCCUUCAGAGGAAUUGUGUGAGAUUUGUAUUGCUUCCAUGUUGUUUAGAUGCAAAGCUUGUAUUGAACUAAUGAAGGACAGCUAUCUUCUUCA
Molecule: messenger RNA, 1614 nt
Organism: Magnolia sinica
Lineage: Eukaryota; Viridiplantae; Streptophyta; Magnoliopsida; Magnoliales; Magnoliaceae
Product: glutamate-1-semialdehyde 2,1-aminomutase, chloroplastic-like
Exons: 3
Coding region: 28-1455 (475 amino acids)
Biological process (GO): tetrapyrrole biosynthetic process
Cellular component (GO): chloroplast
Molecular function (GO): glutamate-1-semialdehyde 2,1-aminomutase activity; pyridoxal phosphate binding; transaminase activity
Source: RefSeq, a predicted model, not a curated record